GGGGGCGGAGUGUGCCUCGGGCUCCUUUCUUGCCACCCCCACCCCCGGCCCCGGGCCACCUGCGCCCCGCCCUACCGGCCGCACCCCAGCUAGGGAACCACGGAGCCUGGUGCCCGGGCCUCUUGUGUGCCAAGGGGAUCAUCGGGAGUUCUGCUUCUGCCUGGACGGCUGUCCUGAGUCCGGAAAUGUGGCCUCGCUGAGAGCCCUCCGACUGAGCGGGUCUGCGGCGCGAACUCACGGGUGGGAAGUUGGUCUGCACUCCGGCAACAUGACUAGCCCGGCGGGCGCACAAAACCAGGAAAUCGACUGUCUGAGUCCAGAAGCGCAAAGACUGGCGGAAGCCAGGCUUGCAGCGAAGCGUGCAGCCCGCGCCGAGGCUCGAGAGAUCCGCAUGAAGGAGCUGGAGCAUCGGCAGAAGGAGAUCUAUCAAGUCCAAAAGAAAUAUUAUGGGCUGGAUACAAAAUGGGGCGACAUCGAGCAGUGGAUGGAAGACAGCGAGCGCUACUCUCGUAGAUUCCGGAGAAACCCAUCGGCUUCUGACGAAGAUGAGCGCUUGUCCGUGGGUAGUCGCGGCAGCCUAAGGACUAACGGUUAUGAUGGAGACUAUUGUGGAUCCCAGUCCCUAAGUAGAAGAUCUGGCAGGCCCUCAGAGUACAGCGGCCACCUCAACUCCAGCUCCCGGGCCUCCUCUAGGGCCAGCUCGGCGCGGGCCAGCCCUGUGGUUGAAGAAAGACCAGACAAAGACUUCACUGAGAAGGGGUCCCGUAACAUGCCCAGCUUGUCUGCUGCCACACUGGCUUCUCUGGGCGGGACUUCCUCGCGGAGAGGAAGUGGAGAUACCUCCAUCUCCAUGGACACCGAGGCGUCCAUUAGGGAAAUUAAGGACUCGCUGGCCGAAGUUGAGGAGAAGUACCGGAAGGCCAUGGUCUCCAACGCCCAGCUAGACAACGAGAAGACCAACUUCCUGUACCAGGUAGACACACUGAAGGACAUGCUGCUGGAGCUGGAGGAGCAGCUGGCCGAGUCUCAGAGGCAGUACGAGGAGAAGAACAAGGAAUUCGAGAGAGAGAAGCAUGCCCAUAGCAUCCUGCAGUUCCAGUUUGCGGAAGUCAAAGAAGCCCUGAGGCAAAGGGAAGAAAUGCUUGAGGAAAUCCGACAGCUGCAGCAGAAACAGGCUGGUUUUAUCAGGGAGAUCUCUGAUCUUCAGGAAACGAUAGAGUGGAAAGACAAAAAGAUAGGGGCAUUAGAAAGACAGAAAGAGUUCUUUGAUUCCAUACGGAGCGAACGAGAUGACCUUAGAGAAGAAACAGUCAAGCUGAAAGAGGAGUUAAAGAAACAUGGAAUAAUCCUAAAUUCAGAAAUAGCCACCAAUGGAGAGACUUUAGACACACUAAAUGACGUCGGACAUCAAGCUCCUACGAAGAUGACAAAGGAGGAGCUGAAUGCCCUCAAGUCAGCCGGGGAGGGGACACUAGGAAAAGCCAAAGAAGUGGAGGUGAAAAAGGAAAUUGUGGAGAAUGUGGGGACAGGAGGAACCUUACAGAAUACUGAGCAAGAACAGCCCAGACCCAACCCAGUAAAGGAUUGUGUGGACAAAGGGGUGUCACAUCCCGGUGAGAAUGCUGAGGACCAGAAACCCGCUGAAGACAGUGCCCUGUCCCCAGGACCAUUAGCAGGGGCCAAAUGUGAAGUUGAUGGGGUGAUCUGUACAGACUCCAGGGGCACAGGUGGAAACCCCACGGAGAAGGCGGUACAGGCAGGAGGAGCUGUAGUUGGGGAACAAGUGGAUACAGUAGCCUCUGGUCCUUUGGAGCACAGCGAAGACACAGUGAGUCAUGAUGGAAGAUGUAUGAAUGAUGGGGUAGAGCAGAGCUCAGAGGGAGAACUCACCCAGGAAGUAGCUAAGCCUGAGGCAGGUGGAGAAAAUGCCGUUACAAAGACUGGGGACACAGAAGUAAGGGACAAGAAGCCCAUCCAGGUAGAAGUCCAGGCCACCCCUGGGGCUCCCAUAGUACAGAGCGGCCAUCAGGACACAACAGACCCAGGUAGCGCAGACGUCAAACAUGUACCACUUGAUGCAAAAGAACCCAACAAAGAAAAGAGUGAGCAGCAGGCAGAGGCCGUGGAUUCACCCCAGAGGAAGACUAAGAACAAGAAGAAGAAAAACAAGAAGAAGAAACCUCCAGCCUCAGUGGAAACCUGCCGAGACGCCAGCAAAGAGUUAAGCUGUCAGAACGCGGAAGCAGGUGACCUGGAGGAAGAAGAGCAGACCCAGUACCCUGACAAAAAACAGGCGGCAGAAACCCAGAGUGAAGGCACGGAAAACCCAGCACAGAAAAGCACGGCAGAAAGCAGUGAACAUGUCCACUGCCCAGAAGAUCCUAAAAGGGAGUCGAAUGGAAAACAGAACCAAAAGGAGGAAGACGAUGUAAAAACCCAGGCAGGGGAAGCAGUGGCCAAUGGAGACAAGCUGAUGCCUGAGGCGGACACAGCGCAGUCAUCAGGCACCAGUGCUGAGGGUGAGGAAACUGAAGAACACGUCACAGAUGGUCCCGCUGAUGGCCACAUGGGUGUCUUGGAUCAGAACAGUCCCCAGUGUGAAGAAGGGGACCUCUCCCCGGUGGGAAAGAGAGGUCCCCGGAAGGAUGCUAAGAGAGGGAGUGAAGAGGGGCAUGUGCUGUCCCAGCAUCCAGGCCAGACGGUUGAGGAGGCUGUAGAUGGCUGCAGUGUGGACAACAGUGACCUGUCAGGGGAGCUGGGGGCCUUCAGUUCAGAAAGUGGCGUGCAGACAAGAGAGGAGGUUGAGAAUAACAAGAAUAAGGAGGAUUGCACCAUGUCAUGAGGAGGCCAAGGCAGGCAGCGGGCGGGCAGGCAGGUUGGGGAGACAGCAGGCCCAGGACGCAACACACUAAGCCCAACCUCAAGAGUUCCAUCCUUCAACUCCACGGUCAAGGUUCAUGAAUGUUCCCGUUUCUGUGGAUGUGCCACGUGAGUCAGUCAAUCACCUAGAAUCAACUACUUUAAGUUAUAGACUCUUACUUGUAGAUUUGUCUUCAACCAUUGAUCACCUAGACACCAUUGUGUUCAGUUUCGGCUACAGCUGAGGACAUUCCAUGGGCAUCGGGUGACACCCUGUCCCUGUCGUGUCUGCAUUCCAGCCUUAAGGUCCAAACUUACCAUUUGCUUUAGACCGAGAUGAAUGUGGAUGCUCUUGACCAAAUGUAUCAGCAUCUAGUGGAAGUGACCAAACAGCAUUCUUAGAUUUCUGCACUGUGACCAGUGAAGAGUCAAACUACGGUGUCUUAUUAAAAUCGAUGUGUUUUCAUAUUUGAUCUUAAUAUGUACAUCAUAAGAUGUAUUUAAAUGAGCUAGAUUGAUAGGUAGCAUACAAGUCACUGGGGGAGAGCAGCUGUACCUCAGGGUAGAGAGUAAUCACUGUAGGGAUUCAAACAGGUAUCAGAAGACACAGGGAAACUGCGUGCCUUGACCUCACCUAAGUGCUGUAUUUUGCUCUUGGAUCUUAUUGCCAAUGGUACCCAAAUUAAUUUUAUCAAAGAUCUUUAUUUUUACUUCACACGGGUGAUAUACUAAAUUCAUUUUAUACGAAUAUUAUAUUUUUAUUCUAUUCUGUUAAUGACAAGCUGAAAUUACAUUUCCUACUUUAGCAUUUAGGUGAAACAGUCAUUAAAAUUUUUUUUUAACUUUAAAGUUAUCUUAUUGUCUGAAUGUCUACUUAUUAUUAAAAAAUACAAAAGUUCUUUGUUCUUAUGCAAAGGACUCAUUCUAUUAUAAUCCAACAUUUUGUGUUUGGUAUAAAUAUUUUUAUUUGUUGUUUCUCAGUAUUUUCUUAUUGGGAAGUUAUUAUUUUAUCUGCCUGAAGGAAAUAUGUAUUUUCUAUAUAAAGAAGCAUUUAGAAAAUAAUUGUAAAGUUGAAUUUAAAAGUAAUGGUGGAUAUAAAAUCACAAGGCUGUGUACUGUGUGACUACUAUUGACAUGUUAUGGGAUCAUGUGAAUUCAUAUUACUGUUACAAGGUAAAGAGGGUCAAAAAGACCAAAACCUCAGUAAAGUUUGAGGAAACUGAAGUGUUAUAGAAUUGAAAUAAAAACAUUUUAUAAUUUUA
Molecule: messenger RNA, 4121 nt
Organism: Onychomys torridus (southern grasshopper mouse)
Lineage: Eukaryota; Metazoa; Chordata; Mammalia; Rodentia; Cricetidae
Gene: Lrrfip1
Product: LRR binding FLII interacting protein 1
Exons: 16
Coding region: 269-2842 (857 amino acids)
Biological process (GO): regulation of transcription by RNA polymerase II
Molecular function (GO): DNA-binding transcription factor activity, RNA polymerase II-specific; RNA polymerase II cis-regulatory region sequence-specific DNA binding
Source: RefSeq, a predicted model, not a curated record